AGCUGUCUUUUAAGACCCGAGCAAGCACUUCAAACUCAAACUCCAUUGUUUCUCAAGACAAGAGAGGGACAGUUGUCUCUUUCUGAAGACCAAAAAAAUGCCCUCUUUCUCUUCUCUCCGCCUUCCACCUCCAAAACCUUCUCUUCUCUCUCUCUCCCCUGUCCCUCCCUGUUUACCACCGUCAAAAUCUCUCAUUUUCACUCCCAGGAUCAAACCCAUGACCACCACAACCCUCUCUCCCCGCCUCCAAUCCUCCUGUUCCUCCUCCGCCACCAAAGCGAACCCAAAAAACCAAACCCAAAAUCCCUCUUCGUACGAUUUAAAAAUAGCUAUAAUUGGCUUUGGCAACUAUGGCCAAUUCCUCGCCAAGACCCUCAUUUCUCAAGGCCACACAGUCCUUGCUCACUCAAGAUCAGACCAUUCUCUUGCAGCCAAAUCCCUUGGUGUCUCUUUCUUUUUGGACCCUCAUGAUCUCUGUGAGCGACACCCAGAUGUCAUUUUACUUUGCACGUCAAUUAUUUCAACUGAAACAGUGCUAAAGUCUUUGCCUUUACAAAGACUAAAGAGAAACACAUUGUUUGUUGAUGUGUUAUCUGUGAAAGAAUUUGCUAAGAAUGUAUUGCUUGAUGUAUUGCCUCAUGAUUUUGAUAUCAUUUGUAGCCACCCCAUGUUUGGUCCUCAGAGUGCAAAACAUGGGUGGGAUGGUCUUUAUUUUGUUUACGAGAAUGUGAGGAUCGGUAAUGAGGAAAAUAGAGUUAAUAGGUGUAAAAAGUUUCUGGAAAUUUUUGAAAGAGAAGGGUGUAAAAUGGUGGAAAUGAGUUGUCAAGAACAUGAUAAGUAUGCCGCGGAAUCACAGUUUUUAACGCAUACUGUGGGGAGAGUGUUGGAGAUGUUGAAAUUGGAGUCCACGCCGAUUAAUACUAAAGGGUAUGAGAGUUUGCUGGAUUUGGUGGAGAAUACUUCAGGGGAUAGUUUUGAUCUGUAUUACGGGUUGUUUAUGUAUAAUAGGAAUGUGCUUGAGAUGUUGGAGAGGUUAGACUUGGCCUUUGAGGAUUUGAGGAAGCAGCUCUUUGGAAGGUUACAUGAGGUUGUGAGGAAGCAGCUGUUUGGGAAUGCGGAGAGCCGUAAAGUCGUGCAAGAGAAUUACAGUAAAGGGCACCUCAAUGGUGCUGCUGCAUUAUCAUCUAGUUCAAAAUCUGUGAGAUUUCAGGGCUCUGCCCAGACAUACAAGUACGAGGCAGAGAACUCAAGCUGCUCUGAUGACAGCUCCAAGAUCAAGAUUGCUAUUGUUGGAUUUGGAAACUUUGGUCAGUUCCUUGCAAAAACCUUUGUUCAACAGGGUCACUCAGUUUUAGCCUAUUCUAGAGCGAACUACUCUGAUGCGGCUCAAAGGCUUGGGGUCUCUUAUUUCUCUAAUGCAGAUGACCUCUGUGAAGAGCAUCCAGAAGUGAUUGUUCUUUGUACUUCUAUUCUCUCGACAGAAAAGGUUCUCAAGUCAUUACCAUUUCAGAGACUGAAGAGAAGUACUCUUUUUGUUGAUGUACUUUCAGUGAAAGAGUUUCCAAGGAAUCUGUUUCUUCAACAUUUACCAUCGCAUUUUGAUAUUCUCUGUACUCAUCCUAUGUUUGGACCUGAAAGUGGUAAAAAUGGGUGGAACCGGCUGGCGUUUGUUUUUGAGAAGGUCAGGAUUGGAAGUGAAGGUUCAAGAGUAUCACGAUGCGAUAAGUUUCUUGAUAUUUUUGCUCGAGAAAGAUGCAGAAUGGUGGAGAUGUCUUGUGCAGAGCAUGAUUGGUAUGCUGCGGGAUCACAGUUCAUUACACACACCAUGGGACGGGUUUUGGAAAAGUUAGGAAUGGAGUCAACUCCAGUUAACACUAAAGGCUAUGAAACUUUGUUGAAUUUGGUGGAAAAUACAGCUGGGGAUAGCUUUGAUCUGUACUAUGGUUUGUUCAUGUACAAUGUAAAUGCAAUGGAGCAGUUAGAGAGGUUGGAUUUGGCUUUUGAAUCAUUGAAGGAUCAGCUGUUUGGACGGUUGCAUGGAGUUCUCAGGAAGCAAUUGUUUGGGAGUUCAGACAACUCUCAAGACUUGAGUGAGGAACCUUCGGAUGCAAAAUUCUCUCAAAAUAGUGCUGCACUGGUGUCUUCUUGUUUGGAGACUCUUAAUGCUGAAAAUAAUUAACAUCUAUGUACCUUUGCAUUAUUGGAGUUUUGUGCUGCUGGGUAAGUUGGUAAUUCCAGCUAAACAGAAUCGGCAGUAGAGAAAAAUUGUAUUUAAGCCACUAGCUGAAAAUAUUUUUGCAACUUGCUGGAGGCAAUGAGUGAUGGUGAGAAGAGGCGUAUAUGAAGAUGCUUCCAUGACGUGUGAUGUAGAUGGGGAAUAAAAUUGAUCCAGUGUGACAGUAUCUCAAGGACAAGCAGAAGUUCAAGUAUGUGAGAAGAUCCCGGGCUCGGUCAAGUUUAGUAUCAAACUGAUUCUCUUUCUCUGGCCUUAAGAAAAGGGUUUUUGCACAAGCCAUUGCUUAAUAUGAAGUUCGUUAAGUUCAUUCUCCUGCAAUUUUUAGGUUAUUUCUCCUUCUCUGGUUUCACAGCCUGUUAUUUGUUGUAUCUUUUUCGUGUCGUAGGUAGGUGAGUUUGUUGUAUCAUUUGUUUCAAGUAAUUGUUAGGGAGCUCCAUUUUUGUUCAUCAGAGGAGCUCCUUUGACAGAUUUUGUUUCCAGUUCCUUUUGAUGUUUACAUGAAUAAAAAGAGCCAGAAAAAUUCUUUGGCUAUUUGUCACUUUA
Populus trichocarpa (black cottonwood) is the source of this 2779-nucleotide messenger RNA. Its product is annotated as arogenate dehydrogenase 1, chloroplastic. The transcript is spliced from 3 exons. Gene Ontology annotation, molecular function: prephenate dehydrogenase (NADP+) activity; NAD+ binding; arogenate dehydrogenase (NADP+) activity. The record is from RefSeq and is a predicted model, not a curated record. Lineage: Eukaryota; Viridiplantae; Streptophyta; Magnoliopsida; Malpighiales; Salicaceae. The coding region runs from base 98 to 2179 and encodes 693 amino acids. Gene Ontology annotation, biological process: L-tyrosine biosynthetic process.